UGCUGCGGAAUGUGAUGAAGAUGUGAUGAAGAUGUGACAUUCUGUCGGUUCGGUGUGAGCGAGCGCGUCAGCCAAUCAGCGGCCUCCUCCCGCUCCCGCGGCGCUGUGAUUGGCUCUCAGCCGGACAGACUCUCACAUCACGAGCUUCAUCUUCACAUCGAGAUCAGAUCGAGACGGAAAGUCAGUCGGGAAGGAAUUAAACACUGAAACUCUCUUCAUCUGUUUUCAGAUCAGUCAAGAUGAACAGCAGGAGUCAGGAGUGUGUGCAGGCGCUCAGAUAUCUCAGUAAAGAGGAGGCGGUCGCCAUGGAGACGGAGUUGCUAAGGGAUUAUCGCUUCGGACGGCAACAGCUGACGGAGAUGCUGGGACACGCGUGUGCGACCGCCAUCGCAAAGGUCUGCAGGGACGAGAAUCACAGUUGCACUUAAAGACGCUCUUUCUUUAAUUAUUCCACUGAUUAUUCAUUUACUGUUGUUUUGAAAUACUGAAAACUUUAUAAUUCAGAAUUGCAAGAUAUAGAAGUCAGAUUUAUGAGAUCUAUAAUUAAAAAUUGUGAGAUAUAUAAUUCAGAGUUGCGUCAUAUUAAGUCAGAAUUGCGAGGUAUGUAAGUCAGAAUUGCGAGGUAUGUAAGUCUGAAUUGCGAGAUAUGUAAGUCUGAAUUGCGAGGUAUGUAAGUCUGAAUUGCGAGGUAUGUAAGUCUGAAUUGCGAGAUAUGUAAGUCUGAAUUGCGAGAUAUGUAAGUCUGAAUUGCGAGGUAUGUAAGUCUGAAUUGCGAGAUAUGUAAGUCUGAAUUGCGAGAUAUGUAAGUCUGAAUUGCGAGAUAUGUAAGUCUGAAUUGCGAGAUAUGUAAGUCUGAAUUGCGAGGUAUGUAAGUCUGAAUUGCGAGAUAUGUAAGUCUGAAUUGCGAGGUAUGUAAGUCUGAAUUGCGAGAUAUGUAAGUCUGAAUUGCGAGGUAUGUAAGUCUGAAUUACGAGGUAUGUAAGUCUGAAUUGCGAGAUAUGUAAGUCUGAAUUGCGAGGUAUGUAAGUCUGAAUUACGAGGUAUGUAAGUCUGAAUUACGAGGUAUGUAAGUCUGAAUUGCGAGGUAUGUAAGUCAGAAUUGCGAGAUAUGUAAGUCUGAAUUGCGAGGUAUGUAAGUCAGAAUUGCGAGAUAUGUAAGUCUGAAUUGCGAGGUAUGUAAGUCUGAAUUACGAGGUAUGUAAGUCUGAAUUGCGAGAUAUGUAAGUCUGAAUUGCGAGAUAUGUAAGUCUGAAUUGCGAGGUAUGUAAGUCUGAAUUACGAGGUAUGUAAGUCUGAAUUGCGAGGUAUGUAAGUCUGAAUUACGAGGUAUGUAAGUCUGAAUUGCGAGAUAUGUAAGUCAGAAUUGCGAGAUAUGUUAGUCAGAAUUGUGAGAUAUAAACUAUGAAUUGUGAGAUAUGAAGUUGCAGAUCUCUUUUGUCUGUUUUAAUCCCAUGGUGUAAGCGGUUUCUAUGGUUGAGUGUGUGUCAGUGACGGCGUGUUCUUGCAGGUUUUCCCGUUGUCGUCUCUGGAGAAGCGACAGCCGACAGUUCUGGUCGUCUGCGGUCCGGAUCAGAACGGCUGUGUGGGUCUGGCGUGUGCUCGACAUCUGCGUCUGUUUGAAUACAUUCCAACCGUUUUCACCCCCAAACGCUCCUCAGACGCUCUUCAUCAGGACCUGAUGCUUCAGUGUGAGCGGAUGGACCUGCCGUUCCUGUCCUACCUGCCCACUGAGGUGCAGCUGAUCAAUGACGCGUAUAACCUGGUUGUGGAUGCAGUUCUGGGUCCAGAAACUGACCUGGAGUCAGUUGGAGAGCCGUUCACCGGAGUCCUGCAGACACUACGAGGACUCAAAGCGCCAAUCGUCAGCUUGGACAUCCCGUCAGGCUGGGACGCAGACGAGUCCAGCUCAGACGGGAUCAGUCCCGCUCUUCUGGUUUCCCUGAUGACGCCGAAGCGAUGCGCCCUGAGCUUCCCCGGAUCGCACUUCCUGGCCGGACGCUUCCUGCCCUACGACAUUCAGAGGAAGUACGAGCUGAACCUGCCCAAGUUCUCUGGGACAGACUGCGUGGUCCAGCUCUGA
Labeo rohita (rohu) is the source of this 2080-nucleotide messenger RNA. Its product is annotated as yjeF N-terminal domain-containing 3. Lineage: Eukaryota; Metazoa; Chordata; Actinopteri; Cypriniformes; Cyprinidae. Bases 1679 to 2080 code for a protein of 133 amino acids. The record is from RefSeq and is a predicted model, not a curated record. The transcript is spliced from 9 exons. Gene Ontology annotation, molecular function: NAD(P)HX epimerase activity. Gene Ontology annotation, cellular component: mitochondrion.